Molecule: messenger RNA, 10852 nt
Organism: Mycetomoellerius zeteki
Lineage: Eukaryota; Metazoa; Arthropoda; Insecta; Hymenoptera; Formicidae
Product: mucin-17
Exons: 19
Coding region: 439-10341 (3300 amino acids)
Source: RefSeq, a predicted model, not a curated record
ACUCUAUCCGAUCGUCGUCCCCGAACAACGUCCCUCGUGCAACGAACGCGCGAAAAAUCGGCGCAUCCGAAAAUGCGUCACGUGCAACGUCCCGUCUGACCCGUCUGAUCUCAUCGUCUCGAGCGCGAAUUCUGUGAUCUCGAUCGAAUCUUUUCUCUUUUCUUUCUCUAUCCUUUUCUCUCGGAGUGUCGCGUAGAGUUGAAUAUCAAGUCCGCGAACUUUUACCUGGGCCGUUUUGAAAUUUCGUUCAAAGAGUGUCGCUCGUUCUGUUUUCGACAGGUAACGGCCGCGCCGAUUUAUUUAUUUCUUCGAUUUCCUAAAGUUUCUCUUUGGUUUUAAUUCGCCAUCGGAGAAAGUAUUACGGAUUGCCGGGGCGAAUUGUGCUGUGGUGGCUCGGAAAUGAGACAUAGGAUUAGACACGACUGAGCAGCUGCAAGAAUGGCAAGGACGUUUUUGUUGAGCUUCAUAGUGGCGUUGCUGCUGGUCUUCGCUCUUACCGAAGCUUCUCGUGGACAGACUAAUGAGACGGAUAGACAGAAAAUAACGAAUCGCGGUACUGCGCGAUACAACUUUAAAUCAACGACGGAAUCGAAUAGUCUUUCUACACCGGAAACCAGGUUGCCUCGCGAUAAGAGUUCCCGUUCAGAAGCAGUUGCCAACUUAGAAAAGCAUGAAACGCAUUUUGCGAAAGAAGGUUCGAUUAGAUCGCGAACAAAAUUAAAGCAAUCACAGGCGGCAGAUGAUUCUACUACUACAUCACGAACAAGUUCGAGGCAUUUGAAUACUAGUGUUGAUAAUUCACGAAAUCGUCAAAAAUCACACGCUACACAGGCUCUUAAAGAAGAAAUAACGAGGGACGACAAUAAAGAGAACGCGCCUGAGUCACGAACGCCGAAACGAUUGACAGCUUCCCGAAGAACGUCUUCGGACGCAUCCCUCAUCUGGGUGGACAAUGUAAAGUUGGAUCACGAAGUGUUUACCAAGUCGGAUCACUUAAGAUCAAGAACAGGAAGAAAGAUUUCUGUGAAUCACGGGAGAGAAUCGAAAGGUGAAAUAAUCCCAACCAGAAAAUCUCCGGAAAAUGAAAAUGUGGAGAAAGCUAAAAGUCCGAGCAAAAAAUCAGAAAAAGAAGAAGCACGAUUGGAACGUUCAAAGAUCGAGAAUGUUACUCCGAAAGCGAACAUGUCAAAAAAAAUAGAUACGAAAAGCACGAACAAUUCUGGCAGUCAUAAGGAUCACUCAAAAGAUGUUUCGUUGUCGGGUUCCGAGAGUAUAAGAGUGAACGUUCCUCUGACAGUCGGAAAUGAUGAAGACGUCAAUCUUUUAACGUCUGCCACGGCUUCGUCCGUUAGUGUGUCUCCGAGACAAGCUUCGAGGUCGGACAGGGAAAAGAUAGAGAGCAACGACAUCGCAAGAUCGAACACGAAGAAAAGUAGACAGUCUAAUCGAUCGAAAUCUCGUAACAGAUCCAAAACGAGGGAUCCUAAUUUCGAGACUGCAAAUUCUCGUCGAAGUUCGUCCAGAUCCAGCAGUACCGCAACUGCGGAGACGAAUAGACGAUCCUCCAAUUCUAGACACAGAUCUAGCUCGAAGAACGUCAAUUCGAGAGGCCGUUCUACACAUAAGUCGAGAGAUGCGGUCACGGCGGAAGCAAGAAAUAACGAUAGACAGAGGAAUACAGACAUCGAUUCUGAAGCGAAUGCAAACAGACAAACGGACACACGACGUAAUGACAGACGAACGUCCGAGGGAAAGCGAAGAUCCAAGGAUAGCAGAUCAAAAGCGGAAGUCAAGGUAGACGAGCAAGAUAUCCGGGUGCAAUCCAGAAGUCGGUCACGCGCAGCUACGAGCAACCUUGAUGUUACUACUACUUACAUUCCGAAAGCGACAAUCGCCGAAAUUACGACUAUUUCUUCUGUGGAUGCAGAGAUUACGACAUCCAGUUUUACAACAACGAUCAGACCAUCGACAACGACUCGAACGUCCACUUCGACUGAGCGAGUUUCACGCAACAGGGGAAGAGAUAGAGGAGAAAGUUCUCGAGCGAUUAAACCCCCGAAGGAAGAUUUUUUUAAUUACGGUCUAGGUUUUCGUGGUCGAAAGAGUUCGACCGAGGCAUCGUCCUCAAUUGUUGCAGAACCAAGGACCACUACGCCUAAAAGUGAAACGCAAUUACGUGGUAAUCCCGGAUGGACUCUCAGGCGUCGACCUGGUCACGUCAAUCAAGAUGUUUCUUCUUCAACUACAUCCACGCCAAUUAAUCGAGAUCAGAUCAACGAAAUUGUCUUGUCCACUGAUUCACCGAGGAGCACCGAAACGCCCUUAAAUAAUACAAAAGCCGGACGAAGAGGUACCAAAAGACCAAAAGUAAAGGACGAGAGCGAUAUCGUAUCGGGCGUCGCGGCGAAGAGCACAACAAGAGGCAAUAAAACCUUCAACAAAUCCGAAAGCUUUGGUCUACCCAAGGGAACAGAACCCGAGAGUGACAAUUAUCCUCCUGCAUUUCGAGCUAGACUGUCUCAAUUGAAAAAUUCUAACUCGAAACCUACUGAAGGAAAAAGUACAACUAGGACCAACUUGCAGGAACAUUCAAAGGAACACACAUUACGACGGCAUAUACGAUCCAGCACGAAAACGAUGCAUGUAUCCGAAAAAAACAGAACUGUGGAAAAUGUGCUUGCGACAGACGUAGUCUUGCACGUCUCUUCUCCCACGAACCCCUUAACUUCGAUACUCGACCCAGAUACGCGACAAGCCACAAAACCAAGUUUGACGAGUCUGUUCUCCGAAAGAUCCAAGCUGAAACUGGAGUUAGCCAGAAGAUUAAUCAAACCCGAACUGAAUGUUGACGAGAACGAUUUCGAUGUAACGACGACCGCUUAUUCCGGUAAAUCAAAAGCGAAAGAAGUUUCGACGGUCAACGAAAGCAGAAACAUAGAGAAAACAACAAAAGCGACCAGCAAGCUCAUUGGUACUCGUGCCACACAUGGAAGUUCGACAAUUGCGAGUGCACCGAAAGAAAAAUCAAUUGUAAGAGGCAGAUGGAAGAUCUUAGAGACCAGAAAAUCAACAAAAGACCAAAAUGUCAAAUCUUCACUUAGAUCACCCCCCGGUACGACUAAGAAGAUCCGAGUGACUUCUGAAAGAACAUCUUCGUUCAUCGAAGAAACAUCGUCGAGGAACGUUACAGAAUUUAACGCUGUACCACGUUUAAUUACGGUUUCACAGCGCGGUGCCGUUCCCGUAGAAGGAACAGCCGCCACGACUGUUGAUACGACAAAAGUCCGAUCCCCGACGAGCACCACGGCAUCGCGGGACGAAGUGUCAACGUUGACGAAUACGGUGGAAGCUAUAGAGGAAAACACCAUCAUUACAACUGUCGAACCGCUGAAGCUAGAUAAAACAUUCGUUGAAACUAUUACUGCAACAUCAGGUGCUGUCACUGAUGCAUCAACAGAAUCUAAAGUCCCCACGGAAUUCCCUCAAGAAGUUACACUACCACCGACCGUUACCACGGCAAAUGAUAUACUUUCGUCGUCCACGUUAGAAAAGGUAUAUCCCGUUUAUAUUCCGAAUGCGAACGACUUGUCGGGCGAUAAAGAAAAGACGAUAACUCCAAGCAAUAAGAGCAGCGUUCGAUCUCGUUAUACAAGUCAGGAGCAACCGGACAAGGUGACGGUUUCUAUGGUGACGUCAAGAACCGUCGGACCCACUAGUAGGUACAUCCGGAAAAAAUCGGGUGUUUUCACGCCAUACGACUCCAUUCCGAAGAUAACCAGUACGGAAGGGACACUUCCGCAGACGAAGCGACGAGAAUUCCGUCCGCGAACGUCGACUUAUAGGAGGCAUUCCGAGGUGCCAACUAGCCAGCUGGUAGUUCAGCCGCCGACGACGAUCGAGCAAACGACCGCCGGCAUAGCUAUCACCCCAAAGCCGACUAAGUAUCAUGCUCAAGUCGAUCCGAGCACUCGAUCUUCACCCUCUGAUCCGUUAGUCAGCGUGAGGAUCGACACCUCGAACGAUACCACCUCGCAAGCGUCCGGUAUCGCCGGAAGCAGCAAUGGUAAUAGCGGAAACUCCAACAUCUUCAACCCCACUAGAAGCACGUAUCUUACUGCGAAUACCACCACGCUGCUGGAGCAACUACGGAGCACCGUAGCACCGCUCUUGAACAACUUAGGCGACAAGACCCCCAUCUUCUCCGGAGCCUAUUCUAAUGUGAAUACAGGAAAUUCAGCCCCCAGGAUAACACCUAACGGUUCCCCGCCGAGAUUCAGCGCGAGAUACAAAGGAGCAGAAUUGUUUGUAAGAAAACCGUCUGUUGGUCAAGCUGUGAUACCAUCGAUCACAACAUCAUCGACUACGGCUUCAACACUAAUAGAGAAUUCCGGUUCGGCACCACCCGUUGCCAUCAACAGCCCCGGCGAGCCGAGAUUCAUCACUUUUUAUCAGGCGUUAGAAUCGGCUAGCAUAAGAAAUGAAAAUUUGGGCGCGGAAGACGUGUCUCAGCGGCAAAGACUAACUGGCGUGGUAACGAAGGUAGACCCUAACGCUACUGUACCUAACGGCGCCAGUAACGAUAUUGCUAACAACAAUGACACCAUCGCUCCAUCAAUCACCGCGACUACUACUACAUCCUCCCCAGAUAUCACUACUGUAGACACUACCACCACCGUUCAAUCGGCAAACAAUUCGCUCGCUUCAUUAGGUGCCGAGAAUAGUACCGAUGGUAGCCCGGAGACCAUCACGACGGUACAAAUCCCCGCAAAUCCGGAUACAAACGGAAGAGAAACGACUCCAGUCCCCACCUCGGAAAUACCCGGAACCACCGUCCCCGUUAACGCGAUAACGAACACACCACCACCGUCCACCACUACCGAAACUGCCACGUCAACAAGCGUCGCCGAUAUAACUUUGGCAGCAGAAUCCUCCACAGAAUCCGUUUCUAACGACGUUCAAUCCACCGAACUGAGCACCAAAACCACGGAAGUAGCAACGCUACUCAUCACUGAAACGGUGAAUGCAAGGAUAUCCAUGCCCGCUUCUCAAAAUCUGCAAACGGCGAAUGAUACAUCGGAUACAACAAUACCAUCCCCAAUCACCGAGAGCGUUACUGUGAUGCACUUACCACCGGAAGCGACGACUAUACUUGCGAUGAACGAUACGUCGGAGAGUAUUGAGACGAAUACCGUGCAACAAUCUGAAGAAACGACGCCUCGCCUAACAGAAACGACCAUCACAAUCGAGAAUAUAGAAACAAAUACUAUACAGCAAUCCGACACGACGGAUCCGUCUCAAACAACGGAAAUUACAAGCACCACUGAGUCAACCACGACCGAAGAUAUUUCAAAUGACGUAAUAGAAAUUCGUGCAACAGCGGUACCCGCUUUCUCAUCUACAUACCGCACACGAUUAGUCGAUUACGCGCAAAAUAUUCUAUCACUUUUAUCGCAAAAGGAGGUUACGACGAUUAACACGCCAGUCCAAAGACCUACCGUCACGACGACCGUCUCUCCCGAGAUGUCCAAUACAAUACCAGAUUCGUCGUCAACAAAUACGGAGAGCCCAGCGCAACCAGAAGAGACGACUACCAUGCGAAUAGCUGGAUCGGGUAACGACGAAACGACGGAGUCGUUCGAUGUAGAAUUCGUGUCGAUUACGACGGACGGAUCAGAAGAGACCAAUCGAAACACAGUAGGUGUGAAUACUACGCUUCAGGGUCAAUCUAAUGAUCAAGGGAUAAACGCACAGAAUACACUGGACUCGAAUACAACAACGGAACAGACAUUUUCGAGUACCGUAGGCAACGAACGCAACACGACAUCAGAUCCUGAAUCGACAAUGGCAACUCAGGAUGCGCGAGCUCCAACGAUGGAUGGAGAAGUUGCGACCACCACGCUGACACCGACCUCGCGACUCAUUGAGUCUGUUACGGAGAACGAUCCCCGAUCGUCUAAUGAUACGUUACUCGCUGAGCUAAUGACUAUCGCGAAGACUCUCUUCACGGAAGCGAUGAACGACACGCGACAGUUGGGUCAAACUGACGGCACGGUAGGAAACGAUAGAAAUCGAACCGUGUUCGUGUUGAACAGCGCGUCAGAAGCUACCACUGCACCUUCCGAACUUUCGAAACCUUUAGAAAACACUACCGAACGUAUAGACAUCACAACACUCAUUGAUUUAGCCGAAAAUGAAAGAGGAGAUAAUUCUACUCGCGACCCUGUUGUAGGAUCGAAUAUUUCGUUAGUGGAAUCUAACGCGCGACCCACCAAUGUAGAUGAUGUUACCACAAUGCCCCUUUCGCAGAUGGAAACCGGAACAUCAAACAUCACUACGGUUACGGCCAGCAUGAGUUCUGAACUAACUACUAAUACGCCUGACUCACAAUUAUUUAAUUCGAUUGAAUCAUCUAGUAACAAUACUGAACAACAAACUAUUACGACAGUUUCAAACAACGAGACUCAGUUGUUGAAUCGGUUAUUAGAAUUCGCUACCAAUAAUCCCUUAGCGAGCUCUGUUACCGUGAAUACAGAGGGAAUGCUGUCCACGUCUGACGUAAACAAUUCCACGACGUCAGACAUGGUAACAGAAUUAACCACUAGUGUAGCUAUGAUGGAAAUAAACGUUGUACAAACGAACGCCGUAGAUACCACUAAUCAGACACCGGUACCCACCACGAUAAUGCCUGUAUCUGACCUACAGGUUACAAACGACCAAUCCCUCAUAGCAUCGGAUAUCACUACAAUACUUCCAAUGGUAUCCGAUACAAGCGAUACUCAGCCAUUUGAUACAGAAUCUCCUAUCACGGAAUCAAUUCGUAACUUAGUAAGCUUCACCGACACUACCACUAAUCAACUCAACGACAUAACAACAAACACCCCUCAAACGCUAACCGAUCUCGUAAGCGAGAUGCCAAAUUUUAUUGCCCGUUUACAGGAUACAACAACCGCCCAAGGGACGGCUGGUUCGAGAAUCAUCCAACCCGAGCAAACGACCGAAACCAUCAUCACUACCACCGUCCCUAACAUCACAUCUUCAACCGCACUAACAACCGAUUCCACCACAUCCCCCGUAUCCUCUACCAACGCAUCAACCAUCCCAUCCUCAUCAGUCGAAUCAACCAUAGCAACUACGACAACGGAGACCACGACGACGACAUCGACAACUUUCCGAACGACAUCAACGGAAACGUCGCGAUCCGAUCUCACUACCACUGUCGAAUCGACGUCCGAAAUGACCAUUACGACUGCCGACAUAAACGAUAAUCUCGUCUCCACUGAGACAACGACUGAUAUCUCGACUACGCGAGGCACGACGACCGUCCCGACUGAAUCGGAGGAUCUGAACAUGAUAUCGAGGAUAAACGACGGAGAAGGAACGACGACUGCAACAACAACGACGACAAGUGUCGCACCACCCACAAAUGGCACAAAUAAUACAUCAUCCACGUCAACUACCGCACGGACUACUAUGCUAAAUCGAGUAUCAUCAUUUCCGGCAUCUACACCUUUCCAACCAGGGCCCUAUUUGGGACGUUUCGGCGGCAGCCAAAUGACUCCACUUCCGAGACCCAGCUCUUCCAAGGCUCCUGUUCGUGACUACUUGAUUUAUGGUAUUUAUCCCAACAAGACCAUUGUGCGGAAGCGGCCGGAAGACAAUGUGAUCGACGGCAGGAACGUAGACAGCCCGUACGUGAUAUUCGGCAUCUAUCCGGACGGCAGACUAGUUCGGAAGUUUCCCAACGGAACGAUAAUACCGGAGUCACCCAGGAACCCGGUCGAGGUUGUGUUCACGCUUAGAACUACCACUACUACUAACCGACCAGCACCCAGGCCAUAUUAUAACCAGGCUAACCAAGCAGGCGUUUAUAACAACCAGUAUCAAGCCCCGGUGUACUAUAAUAACGGUAGACCCGUGGAUGACCUGACGAGAGACGCCCAGAACCCCGGAUCCUUUGAUUUUGGACUUAUUGGUAAUGCGAUCGGCGUUACCCCUGGAGGCCCCAAUUUCACGGGACCAUUUGGUCCCCCUGCUAGCAUCCCAAGCACAAACAAAAUGAGCGAUAUUUUAUUAAAUUCUCAAAUGGGUACGUUGCCGAACUCAUUCGGUAAUCAGAAGCCAAAUAGCAAUCAAGUACAAGGCCCUCCGAGGAUCAUCCAAGAUCGCGAAAGAAACGAAGCUUCUCGGACAAGAGUGACGUCUGAUCAAAAUAGCGCUGUAUAUAUCGGACAGGAUAAAUUUAUUAAUUAUCAGAUUGACGGUGCACCUGAUAUCAAUCCAAAAGUCGUUGAUGUAAGAAUAAAUUCAGUGGCUACUUCUGUGAACGAAGGCACGGCAUCAUCUACAGCAUCGAACCCGUCUUUUAAAAAUUUACUGAACAAUCAAUCGGGUGGUAAUGUAAUAACAGCACCUCCUGGUUUUCCUUGGGGAGACUCCCUUGAUCAGAUAUUCGGUAUCACUACCAACUCACCUAUACAAACAGCAUCUGUGGCAACAAAUCAACUAGACGAGCCGACCGGGAACAAUGCACCGAUUGUGUCGCGUGUAAAUUCCAUGGUGGAAAUUUUCACACCAAUCGUGAGUACUGCAGUAACAUCUCCAUCCACAACCACUACGACUACUGCUAGUACUACUACGCCUACUAUUACUACUACUGUCAGUACCACCACUCCUACUACUACUACCAGCACCACUACUCCUACUACUACUAGUACUACUACUAGUACUACUACUACGCCGGCACCAACAACAACCGCAGCAACGACUACUGCCGCUACUACCACUACCACCACCACUACAACUACCACAACGACUACUACUUCAACAACGACUCCUGCAACGACCACGACAAGUCAAACGACAACGCCAGCAAGCAUAGGAACAGUUCCGCCGUCAUCUACUGCAUCGACAAUAUCUACGAAUAACAUAUUAAGCAGAUUACAAGCAAACACGAUGGAGAAUCCCUUUGGUAGCACGUACGGAGAUUUGGCUUUCUUGAAUUCAUUGUUACAAAACAACAACGAUGUUAAGUCCACUACGCCGAAAACGUUAAGUGAAGUAGAGCAAUUAUUAGCAAACAGAAUUUUGUCUCUUGCACUGGCUAAUCCUGGGCCAACGCGAUCGCCAAAAGCGAUUCAAACCGCAAAUUCGAAUGCAAAUGUGAAUGUAAUCAAGAAUCCAUCAAAGAGCACGUCAUUUGGAUUGUCUUCUGAACCAAUAAUAAUCGAUUUGUUACCACUUACGUCACCUAUGCCAAGCAUAUCUAGCAGCAUGUCACCUACGAAGAAGUACACUGAAACAAUCACGACGACAAAAGCUAGCACCGCGCCGACUAUCACGACUAAAGCACCAGUCGUUAUCACUGCCAAGCCUAAGACGACAGCCAGACCCAAAGCUACCACCCCUCGAGCGCCUGUAGGAUUUGGUUCAGGUUUAUGGCGAGCGUUGUUUGGCAACAAUUUUUUCGACGCGACCACUGCAGCGAGCGCUGCAAAAAAGAAACCCACGAUUAAGGCAACGACUCGAAAACCUGCCAGCUCCACCCAAGCACCAGCGCAGAUCAUUAAGUCGAAUCAAGUAAUGACCUCGAUCAAAUCGCCAACGACGCCAAGAAACGUUGAUAUUUCGGACAUUCAUGUAGCUUCGAGCACAUCGCUAGCAGACAAUAUCAUUUCCGCAUCAACGCAGUUGUCAACAAGUACGGUUUCAACCAUGCUUUUAAAUAAUCCAAAUCCUAGAUUGAGAGACGUCUCCACGUCUACGUAUUCACCCGAGGACGACGCGAAAUUCUUGGCUGCGCUCCUGCAAGCAGUACAAACGGAAACAAAAACGAGUACUUCGGCGACGACACGAUUAAGUGAGGAUGAUGAAGCCUUUUUGAGAGCGAUUUUAAGUAAUCAGGCUAGCAUUUCUACUACAACAUCAUCCUCUACCGAAGUGAAUCCUGCUGCUUUGCUGGCUCUACUCUUAAAACAACAAGGAAUAGAACCGACAACACCAGUAACGAAACUUAGGGAACAAUUACAAUUAUCAAGUCAAGGUCUGCUUGCGCCGGAUGCGAUCACGACUCGGCCAACAACCACUAGACCGACUACCAUAGCGAAACAAGUAGUGACAUCAAGACCUUUUGCGAGACCAAGACCAACAGAGAAUAUAUUACAAACUACGACAUGGGCUCCAAGUUCAACGUAUCCGCCUCCUCUCUUCGGAGGAAGUGGAUCGGGUAGCGGGCUGGUUACCGCUACUAGAGCCAUAGGCAGAUUCCUUGGCGCUGCCAUCUCGGGUGCAGCUCAACAGUUACAAUCUUUACUAAGAAAUAGUACCAGAAGCGCAGCCGGAUAACAUUAGAAUGGAAAAGAAUAAUAUACAUCAAUUUUCAAUCAACCUGAAAACAAAUGUCAGGAUUGAGAUAGUUAUUAAUUAAUAUCGUGCUUGCUGUUGAAAGUGCAUAUAAUGGCAACAUGGAAGUCGACAAAACGCUAGGAAAGUUCAAUCAAGACAACAUGAAGUAAACUUGCUCAAUUAGGAUUUUUACGAGGAUUAUUACGAAUAAUACCAUAGGUGAAUAUAUUUCAAAAUCAUAUUUAAAAAAAUUUUUUCCUGAAAAAAAAAAACCAUUUUCGCGUCGGAGUAAACAAAUAAAAAAGUAUUAAAUAUUGAAUAACAAAAUCUCGAUAUAAAUAGUACUUAAAUAAUUGUAAAUUGACUGGUACGAUGUAUAAAGAUGUACUCGAUGUCUUGAUCGAACAUUUCUUGUCGAUUCCUAAUUUAAGAAAUGAAUAUUUCGUUCGUUGUUGUUAAUUAUCACUAAAUUUAAUACCGACACAAUUCUCAUUGAAAUUCGAAAAAGAAA